CAAGCGCCGGUGCCUGAGGUGCGGAAGCGGAAGGGGAAGCGGAUGCGUCACAGGGGCGCUUCAGCGAGCCGUAACUAUGCACGGCGUUGGCGAACCGGAGCCUCGACCUACAGCGACCCCGAGCGGCUGCGCUAAGCCGGCCCUAGAGACAGGGAAUCUUUUAACUGAACCAAUAGGCUACUUAGAAUCCUGUUUCUCGGCCAAGAAUGGUACUCCACGACAGCCAUCCAUUUGUAGCCAUUCGAGAGCCUGUUUGAGGAUUAGAAAGAGCAUCUUUAAUAAUCCUGAACAUUCCUUGAUGGGCCUAGAACAGUUUUCUCACAUUUGGAUUUUGUUUGUUUUUCACAAAAAUGGCCAUUUGAGUUACAAGGCAAAAGUAAAGCCCCCUAGGCUGAAUGGGGCAAAGACUGGGGUGUUUUCUACACGGAGUCCCCAUCGUCCCAAUGCAAUAGGACUGACUCUGGCCACGCUGGAAAAGGUGGAAGGUGGAGCUGUAUACCUGACUGGAAUUGACAUGAUACAUGGCACACCUGUGUUAGACAUAAAACCCUACAUAGCUGAUUAUGACUCACCACAAAACUUGAUGAAGCCUUUAGGGAGCUUUAAUUUACAGAAUAACCAACACAAACCAAGGACUGCGUCCCAGUCGGACAGUGGAACUGAUACCUGUGACCAGCGGCAGAGCUCAGUGUGUGAGAAAGCACAGCCCUGCCAUGGCGCUGAGGAGAAACUGAAACACCUUGAAGACAGAGCUUCAGAAGAAAACUCCCCGAAGCCCAGCAACAGCACAGAAACCCCUUGUUCCUCACCUGGGCACAGGGACAGAGCAGCAGAUUUAGAGUUGGAUUCAAGGAUCAGUGAGAAUGUGGGUGUGACAGAAUUGCAGCAUGGCCCACAGGAGCUGAAGAACUUUCCAGAACCCAGGAGUUUGGAAGGCACCAUGGUCCUGCAGGGGAGUAGUGUAGAGACACAGGGGGCUGCUUCCUGCCCCACCAGGAUAGCUGACAGAGCACCUGGCAGUGUGGUCCCCACCUGGGUGAGAGAGGCCCCUGCCGCCCCUUUACAGGUCCGAUUUACUCCUCACGCAGAGAUGGACCUGGAGCAGCUCGGUUCAGAUGCUGGUCAGGUGUCAUUUAAAUAUUUUCAGUCAACUGAGGAAGCAAAGUGUGCCAUCAAGGCUGUGCUGGCUGCAGAUCCUCGGUCUGUGUACCGCCGGAAGCUCUGUCAGGACCGCCUUUUCUACUUCACUGUAGAUGUAGCACACGUCACAUGCUGGUUUGGUGAUGGCUUUGCAGAGGUCCUGAGAGUCAAGCUGGCUUCUGAUACUGUCCAGGUGACUGACCCUGAGCAGUCCUUGGUACCCCUGGGAUCUUGAAGAGCCUCCAUCAUGUCUUGAGACAGCCUCAUUGAUUUUACUGCUCUGGUUGGUGCCAUUCAAAAUGUUUAUUUGAAAAAAUGUAUUUUAAUAAACUUGGCUGAGUAAUCACUAUGUGCUUUGCC
Messenger RNA from Nannospalax galili (Upper Galilee mountains blind mole rat), 1500 nucleotides. RefSeq names its product tRNA methyltransferase O (gene Trmo). The record is from RefSeq and is a predicted model, not a curated record. The transcript has 5 exons. Bases 77 to 1375 code for a protein of 432 amino acids. Lineage: Eukaryota; Metazoa; Chordata; Mammalia; Rodentia; Spalacidae.